Messenger RNA from Vavraia culicis subsp. floridensis, 2298 nucleotides. RefSeq lists its product as uncharacterized. Gene Ontology annotation, molecular function: glycosyltransferase activity. Bases 1 to 2298 code for a protein of 765 amino acids. NCBI's taxonomy places the organism in Eukaryota, Fungi, Microsporidia, Pleistophoridae. The record is from RefSeq and is a predicted model, not a curated record. The transcript has a single exon.
AUGUCUCUUCGAAAUGGUGUUUUUCUUGGCAUCGACCUUUUCAUACACGAGAACGAACAGUCUUGUAGAGCUGUUAUUUCUGUAAAUGAUGGCUGCUUUUGCAUCGAUUCUAUAACGCUCAACUUCCGCAUCGAAUGUAAGAUCGAUAACAACCACAUGUACAACAACAUAGAAGUGUAUUCAAGGACGUGUUUAGACAAUAUCGGGUGUUUUAAUUUGAACAUGAGUGGCGUGUUUGUAAUUCCACAACCAUUGCACUGUGCACACAGAUGGGUGCGGAUCAGACCGCCGUUCUACAGCAAUAAUGUUGACGAAAUUGUGCGGGGAAUAAAACAAAUUUGGGACGAAAAAGGCUGUUAUACCGAUGAACAGCGAAUAUUUGUGUGUUCAAGAUGUGACCGCGUGAGAUUAUUGGUGGAUGAUGACGAGUUGAAGAAGAAAAGUAGCGAGUUUAUUCCAUACAACAUACUUAAAGAGAUAUUUGGAGAAACCAGCCUUAAUUUUGGCAUGGUAACAUGCGUUCUGUUGGAUAUGAACCGGAGUGUCUUCAAAUUUAUCGAGUGCUAUAUCGAGAAGAACAACAUGAAAGUGAUUGCAGCCGGCUUUUGUAUCUCAUCGUGGCUCUAUCCAGAAUAUUUUCGCACCAAUAAUCGGGUAUUUUGGUCCAAGAUAGACACCUUUCCCUGCUACUUUUCUUCAUCGCUUAGAGACCCAGACAGCAGAGCUGAUUCGUUUGCAAGAAAGUCUACGCUGCUUAUCGGGUACAACGGUAUAGUACGGCUGAACAUGGGAAAAUACAACAAAAUGGAUGUAGAUCUGUUUAAAAGCUCACUUGUGUCAAUCGAAGAUUAUAAAUCGUUCUAUGGACCGUUUUACAGCACGAUUUUUGAUGAUAUACGGUCACUAACAUGUAACCUGAGAACCAGGAAAAUAGCAUUCAUUUCGUCCACAUCGCGAGGUGGUGACAUCGCACUCAUGCGACAGGCUCACAUGCGUUUCUACAAGCUGAUAGGCAUAGAUGCUUCCUGGUACGUGACGAUACCUGUAAACUCAGUGUCAAAAAUCACAAAGUAUAAAUUGCACAAUAUUACGCAAAAUGUUGCGCCUAAAAGCGCCAAACUACAUAAACAUGAGAUCAUCGACUUUGAAAAUUGGACAAAAAUGAAUGUUGAUCGAUUAUGGCGAAGUAACGUGUUUCAAACCGCAGACAUUGUAGUAUUUGAUGAUCUUCAAAUGGCAGGAUUUGUGAGGUACCUCAGAGAGAUAAACCCUGAAGCCAAAAUAAUUUUCCGAUCACACACUUACAUACAUGGCAAGCUAUACGGACAGAAUGCAGCCUUCACAAAUGUAUGGAAUUAUGUCGCACAUAAUUUGACGGACAUAGAUUUGUUUGUAGCACAGCCCACAAACGAUCUGAUGGCACACUUCAAAACACCUCCGAUCGUUUAUUUGCCGUCAAGUAUCGAUCCGUUAGACGGUCUGAACAAAACCAUCGCAGAAAAUGAUCGUGCAUACUACGAACAAAUAUUCCGUGAGCACUGCCACGAAUGCACCCACAAGCAUUUUUCUUUCAGUUUGCCUUACAUCAUCCAGGUAUCGUCUUUUGAUCGAACGAAAGGGCAAAAGGAGUGUAUAGAUGCGUUCCACAUUCUAUUCAACAUGAUAAGUUCGCGUAUAAAUGACAAGAAUGACGUUCUUUACGGUUUAUACCUUCUUAUAGUUGGGUAUGGCAGCAUGGAUGAUCCUGAAACAACCACAAUUUUUAAUGAACUGCAGCAAUAUCUCGGUGAAGAACACAAUAGCACAAUUAAAGACCGUGUUAUAGUCGUGAAAAUACCACCGAUCGAUCAAAUACUUAAUAUUUUGAUUAGAGAUGCACGUGUGGCACUCCAACUGAGCAGAAGCGAGGGAUUUGAGAACAAAAUUACCGAUUGUAUCAUGAAAAGCGUGCCCGUGGUGGUUUUUAAUGUUGGUGGUCUCCGAUUGCAAGUUUUAGACAAUAGGACAGGAUAUAUUAUAGAUGCGGGUGAUGUACAGCAUGUGGCACAAAAGGUCCUUUAUCUGCUUGAUAACGAGUCUUUCAGAGAUGGUAUGUUAGAAUACAAAGAUUAUUCGUACAUGUUUAGUACACCGUUCAAUGUCUAUGGAUGGUUGUACAUUUUUAAUAUGCUGGCAGAAGGAAGCACAAUGACUAAGGAAAACGUGCUCAAGGGAAUUGUUAGAAAAUAUUUUGGUAAAUACGAGCAUGAGUUUCUCUCCAAGAUAGAACAGCACAGCAGAACAUGUAAUGACAGGUAA